AGACCUGGAAGUCUGUUAGUGGACUUUUAUCUGAAGUUUCUUAGCACCAUAUCUAACCCCGUGCAGCUGUUGCUUAAUCUACUUAAAACCGGAUAUAUUGGAAGUAUUCCAGUUGACAAGCUGCCAAAGAGACUAUACAACGGGACAGGUACGUAGAUAGGGGCGUCUGUGUACCUUGUACUAGCGCAUAGGUUUAGACUAAAGUCGCGUUGAAUAGAGGCUACAAAAGUGAAUAUAGUACCGCAUGCAUAGCAAUUAGAUCAGUCCUGUAGUCCUUUGCAGACGCCUAAAAUCGCCUCAACAAGGGCGUAGCUAGAAAUUUUCCAGAGGUACGCACAAUUUCCCAAGUCAACCCAAUCCCGUCUCCUUAUUCAUUUUAACGAGGGUGACUUGAUAACAUUGCCCCUUGUUAUCGGUAUUAUGACCACACAGUGUUUUUCAGGCAGCGGUAUUUACGGCUUUUCGCAUGUGACGAAAGCUGCAAAACGCCUUAUUUCCCUUGAAAUUAUAUCUGAAGGAGGUUAAAGGGAACUUAUAUAUUAGGUAAAUGCGUGCCUCUUUUCAACUGUCCCUUAUACCGUCUUUCCUCUCUCUUGGUUUUUCUAUUUUAUGAAAGAAGCUCUAUUCGGUAUGUCUUUCCUGCCGACAAAAGCUAUACUUUAUAAUUUGAACGAAUAAGGAAUGAAAAACAGAUGGCAUGACUAGGAUGAGAGGAGAAAAAGAGUAAAACAAGCCAGCGCCUUUAGUAUUUAAAUUUACGGGGAAAUGUCAAAAUGAGAGUGGACAAGCAUGGGCGGCACACGGCGGCCAUAUUGUCCCAGGAGACUGAAACCACCCUCUACCUCGUAGUGAAAAAUUGGGAGCGAGGCUAGACAGGUAAUACAAAGCUGCUUUAGUCUCUCGGGACAAAAUAUUUGCCUUGUGAGAAAGGCCCAUGGCGUCAUACUCAGUUCAAGUUCAUAGCCCUGAAAUAAAAUUGAAGCUUAUCAGGUCGUUAUUUCUAGGUCGUAUAUGAGAGGGCUCAAAAAAUCCUUUAGCGUUAUCACAUUAACUAUCUUGACUGGAAGUUGCUUCAAUCUCAUAUUUUUUUCUUCUGUUUUAGGAGUCACGUUUCCUUCAGGUUUUUCUGGCUGCAAGCCUGUAGGCUGUCCAAACCCCUGUGUUCCUCCUACAUGCAGUACAGUGUGUUCAACUGGAAUUCAAUGCUCCAAUCCUGUUACCAGCUUACCAUUUGUUUCGACUCCAGUAGUUGCUCCCACAGUACCAGUAAUUCCUAUGUCAUACCCUGAACCGCCAAUAUAUUUUCCAGCUCCAUACCCUGCUACUCAACCCAUGCCUGUUCCUGCCCCCUGCCCCGUGCAGUGCGUACAACAUACGCCACAGUUCUGCCCCGCCUACUGUCCCAGGAGAUGCUGUCGAGCGGGUGUACCAUUGACAAGGGCAGGCAAGAGAAGCGGAAUUAAGAGACCU
Messenger RNA from Porites evermanni, 1470 nucleotides. NCBI's taxonomy places the organism in Eukaryota, Metazoa, Cnidaria, Anthozoa, Scleractinia, Poritidae. The record is from the annotation of a GenBank genome assembly.